Calypte anna (Anna's hummingbird) is the source of this 4195-nucleotide messenger RNA. It is a transcript of the gene GTPBP1, whose product is annotated as GTP binding protein 1. Lineage: Eukaryota; Metazoa; Chordata; Aves; Apodiformes; Trochilidae. Gene Ontology annotation, molecular function: translation elongation factor activity; GTPase activity; GTP binding. Gene Ontology annotation, biological process: translational elongation. The transcript is spliced from 12 exons. The record is from RefSeq and is a predicted model, not a curated record. The coding region runs from base 32 to 2038 and encodes 668 amino acids.
GGGGCGGGGGAGGAGGGCCGGGGCAGGGAAGAUGGCGGCGGCGGAACGGAGUCGAUCCCCGAUGGGGGGCUCCCCGGUACCGGCCUGCAUGUUCGCCCCGGAGCCCGGAUCUCCGGGUGGCGGGCCUCGUGUAGCGGCGGCCGCCUGUCCCCUCCGCUCCGCUUUCGACGCCGAGGACGGCGAAGCGCUCAACGGCGAGCCCGAGAUCGACCUCACCAGUAAGCUGGUGAUGGUGAGUCCAACUUCAGAGCAGUAUGACAGUUUGCUUCGUCAGAUGUCAGAGAGGAUUGAUGAGGGAUGCGGAGAGACCAUCUAUGUCAUUGGUCAAGGAUCAGAUGGGACUGAAUAUGGUCUGAGCGAGGCAGACAUGGAAGCAUCCUAUGCCACGUUGAAGAGCAUGGCAGAGCAGAUCGAGGCAGAUGUGAUUCUCCUGCGGGAGCACCAGGAGGCAGGGGGCAAGGUGCGCGACUACCUCGUUCGGAAACGCGUUGGUGACAACGACUUCCUGGAGGUCAGGGUAGCAGUGGUUGGCAAUGUGGAUGCAGGAAAGAGCACUCUGCUGGGUGUCCUGACACAUGGUGAACUCGACAAUGGCCGAGGCUUUGCUCGGCAAAAGCUUUUCCGCCAUAAGCAUGAGAUUGAGUCAGGCCGCACCAGCAGUGUGGGCAAUGACAUCCUUGGCUUUGACAGCGAGGGUAACGUGGUGAACAAGCCUGACAGCCACGGUGGCAGCUUGGAAUGGACAAAGAUCUGUGAGAAAUCCACCAAGGUCAUUACUUUCAUUGACCUAGCUGGUCAUGAAAAGUACCUGAAAACUACCGUCUUCGGCAUGACUGGCCAUCUACCUGACUUCUGCAUGCUUAUGGUUGGCAGUAAUGCUGGGAUUGUUGGAAUGACCAAGGAGCACUUGGGCCUGGCUCUUGCACUUAACGUUCCUGUCUUUGUUGUCGUGACCAAGAUUGACAUGUGCCCUGCCAACAUCCUACAAGAAACCCUGAAGCUGUUACAGCGACUGCUGAAGUCCCCAGGGUGCAGGAAGAUUCCCGUGCUGGUUCAGAGCAAGGACGAUGUCAUUGUAACAGCCUCCAACUUCAGCUCAGAGAGGAUGUGCCCGAUUUUCCAGAUUUCGAAUGUCACUGGGGAGAACCUAGAUUUGCUGAAGAUGUUUCUUAAUCUCUUGUCUCCACGGACCAGUUACAGGGAAGAAGAGCCAGCAGAAUUCCAGAUAGAUGAUACUUACUCUGUCCCGGGUGUAGGAACAGUUGUGUCUGGGACGACACUGAGAGGCCUCAUCAAGCUAAAUGACACCCUGCUGCUGGGGCCAGAUCCCCUUGGCAACUUCCUACCUAUUGCUGUCAAGUCCAUCCACCGCAAGAGAAUGCCGGUCAAAGAAGUGCGGGGAGGCCAGACUGCUUCCUUUGCUUUGAAAAAGAUCAAGCGUUCUUCCAUCCGGAAAGGCAUGGUAAUGGUGUCACCCCGCCUGAAUCCACAAGCAUCGUGGGAGUUUGAGGCAGAGAUUCUGGUGCUCCAUCACCCCACCACCAUCAGCCCACGAUAUCAGGCCAUGGUGCAUUGUGGCAGCAUCCGUCAGACAGCCACGAUUCUCAGCAUGGACAAGGACUGCCUACGGACAGGGGACAAAGCCACGGUGCACUUCCGCUUCAUCAAAACCCCGGAAUAUUUGCAUAUAGACCAGCGUCUGGUCUUCCGUGAAGGCCGCACCAAAGCUGUGGGCACCAUCACUAAGUUACUCCAGACCACCAAUAACUCGCCGAUGAACUCCAAGCCACAGCAGAUCAAGAUGCAGUCAACCAAGAAGGGAGCCAUUACAAAACGAGAGGAUGGUGUUCCCCAAGCUGGGAUGGCAGCUGGAGGCCCACCAGCUGGGGAUGAGGCCCCCUCAACAGCAGCAGUGCCACUGACACCUACUGCCCUGCAACCAUUGUCAAAAGUCGGAGGAGGAGGCCGGCGACGUGGGGGUCAGCGCCAUAAAGUGAAGUCUCAGGGAGCCUGUGUGACUCCUGCCAGUGGCUGCUGAAUUUCUUACUCCACCUCCCUCUGAGGAAUUCCUUCCCUUCAUUUCUUAUCCAAAAGAUCCAGAGCAGCUUAAACCAAAACCCAUCCCAGCUGAUUGGCUGCAGAAGAAUCAUCCCUCCUCCCUGAAGGAAGCGAUGGAGAGGAGCAUAAUUUAUAAGCUAAUGAAGGUGAUAAGACACACAGAACUGAGUAACUGACACCUUCCUCCUCCCCCUGUCGACACAUUUUUGUACAUCAUGGGCUUAGUUUUUAUUCUUAUUAGUUUUUAUUAUAUUUUGUGUGCAUGAAGAUGAGAGUCUGGAUAGAACUGCGAAGAGCCAGUUAGCUGCCUCCCUCCUCCCUCACCCCAUUCUGUCCACAGGACUUGCUGCUCUCCUCCUGUUUGCUGUCUCGAAUCCAGAGGUUUAUCAAACGCCUGAAACUUCAGACUUGCGAAGGUUAAAAACACGUUGCUUAGGAUGGCUCCAUAGGGCAUUGUUUCCUCACCACUUUGGCCCCGUGUCAAAUAUGUUUCUGGUUCCCCUUCAUCUCAAAUUAUGUCUAAGUAGGUUUCAUUUAAUGUUGUGGUGACUGAAGUUGGACAGAGAUGGCAAGGAAGUCCAUUAAUUGGAGAUCUAAGAUGGAAACAAACUGGAAAACAGUUCUUGAUGCUAAUCUGAGGGAUCUUAUACUAAAUAUCCUUGUCAAAGACAUUGAUGGCACUUAAGAUUUUAAUCAGAGGCAGAAUUAAAUGGGCAGUCAUUUGCCCAUCCUGUUCCCCUUCCCAUCAUGCUGCUUUUCCCCCUGUUUGUGCAGUGCACAUUGGAGCAAAUUGAACCUGCCCCUCCAGGCUGCUGCAGCUCAACUGACAGUAUUAGGAAUAUAGUGCAGGAACACUUGGUCCAUCCCUUGAGCCAGAGAAAGCCUUCUCACCUUGAUGGACAGAGACAACUUUGGGCAAACGUUGCCUCCCCUUGAUUUUGUUUUACUCUGUGAUUUCCUAAAACGUUUCUCUGGAAUUCACGAGCCAAACUUUGCCUUGGCAGAGGUAGGAUUUGUCUUCUCCCCUCUUGGCCAAAGAGGGCAGUGAUGAAUUGGUACCAAACCACAGAAGUGCUUUCAGAUUUGGAAGCACAUGGUAAUUUUUUUUCUUUUUUUAAGAUUGUAUUUUUAUAUUUUUUAAUGACAAAUUCUGGCUUCUUUGGGAAGAACCUGCCAGGAUGGUCUAUAAAUUAACUUGAUUGUUAUCAUGUUUCUCAACCCUGGGUUGUGGAAGUGAUCUGUUCCCUAUUCUUUUGAGCUCUUUUCUAACUCUGCCUCUUCACAUGGCUCCCAUGAGAAGAGGAGUUAUCCUCUGCCAGCUUGUGGGUAGCAGUAGGAGCAUUUCAUGGGAGGAGGUGGCAUCCUCAGCAAGUUGUGACUUUCCCCAGCAGGUGCGAUCAGCCUCAGUUUCUUGAGGGCUUCCUCCUCCAAUGAAGGACUUUUGAUUUUUAGUUUAGAGGGAGACCGAAAAGUUUCUGUCUCUUAGUGGGUUGUUUCUGGCUCCAUGGCCCCUGUGUGGGGAGUUAAUUCCAGUUCACCUUGUGACUUGAGAGAGGCUUUCCACGCUGACUGACUGACAGUGGGCUCAGGGGAGGAGAGCACAUCUCCCGAUGCCAGCACCAGCACUCCAAGAGCGUCAAGUGGCGUGGGAGAGGUGAGGAAAUGGGGUUUGGAGAUGAGGGUACUUUGCCUUAGAGACUGCAGUGGCCUGAAGGUGGAAGCAAGGAGGUCAGACAGUCCUUUCCAAGCUAUGUGCCUAAAUACCAGCACUCUCCUGGCGAGGGAGGAACUAUAGGCAGCUACAACACUAAUAGCACCCGCAUUGUGAGGGGGUGUGAAGUGUGGCUAAACAGGGCACGAGGGCCUUAGUUGGUUGUCUUCUGGCCCUGAAGCAGCAUCAAACUGCAUCUGAUUUCACUGCUCUCUGCUUCCAAGGGGAGCAGGGAACUCCAGGCGGUUUUCUCUUUCUCCAUUCCUUGUGCUCCUAGAUGAAGGAGACUGCUGAGACUGGAAGAGGGUUUACUUCAGUUUGUGCAAAGGAGGUGGUGUGAUCUCUCUUUUGUGACCAGCAUUCAAAGAUCACUCAGGCUGGUGUGAUCUAUAAAAUAAAUUUUAAAAAAGUUUGUUCCAAGUUAAA